AAUCAGAGUUCGGGGCAUUGAAUCUCCCCUUGCUCUGAUGGUUCUCUCCCGACAGUGUUCUUUUCCAAGAGCCUGGGUUUCUUCCACACCUUCUGUGUACACUGGGUGCCCAAACCCAACCAAUUUUAUUUCUAGACUUUAUUUUAAACACCAGAGCAGGAAAUUAAAAAAAGAAUUACAUGAGUAAAUCUGCACAUAUGCUCUGUGACCAGGUUUUUUGGGUCCAGAGCAAGUUGUGGGGAGAAGGAAAGGACUGUCACCACGCUGCUGCUCUCCAGCCCUGCUCCUCCCCGCCCAGCCACCGCACUUGCUCUUCCCCAUUCUCACCAGAGAGGCACAAGCGCUCCGUCCCUUCCAGCCGCGGGAGGAGGGAAGAGAAAGGGUCUGUUGUUUUUCUCUCCUUAUUUCUCUCUCUCUCUGCUGAUCAGCAGGCUGCUGACCGGGUCAGAUAAUGGAAGUCCUUCAGUGCGAGGUAGGCCCCUCCUCUUCUUAGGAGCUUGUCCUUGAUUAAUUUUUCUUUGUCCCGAUGGGCAAAAGAAAAAAAGAAAGAGAGAAGAGAAAAAGAAUAACCACAAACUUCCUUUGAAAACCAGUGUGUGCAGUCAGGGCCUGGAGCGGCACCACUGUUCGACUCUGCCACUCAGGAAUUCUGAAGGCGCUGAGAACCACCGGGAGCAUCUUGUCUGCUCCCCUACUUGUCAUGGGGGCUCCCCAAUCCUGGAAGUGAGUCUGGAAGUGGCCACGAUCUGGGAUCUGGCUAGGACGGCAACGACAGCAGCGCUUCUGAACGUGUGUCAACCUGUCCAAGCUCUGGCGCUGACUGCUGGAAGGCAGCAGCUGGCACUGGUGCCCUCGUGUCCACCCUUCCCAGUCCAGCUGCCGAAGAGCUGAGCCCACCACCUUCCUGGAGCUUCACCCACCUCUUUAAGGGAAGCAAUUCAACCAGAUUCUUCCCGCUCAAGCCCGGAUUCCUCUCAUCAGGUUACAGCAAGUUAGAUGUGGAACCAGCUCAGCCUGAGUCCUGUUUACACAAGCUGAGAAGGGCCUGGUACUACUCAGAGCCACGAGUGCCUGUGCUAGUGUCAGCUUUGCAGGCCACACACCUUUCUAACACUUUUCUAGAUCCCUUUCCUUUUCAGCUCAAUGGUCUUCUUAUUGGACACAUCUUGCUUUUGUGUACCACAACUGGCCUAGGCAAUUGUGGCCUGAGGUCAGAAAACACCUUCAAGUGCCCUUCAGUUGAUUUCCUUCCUACCAUGGAACACCCUCAGCCAGAACAUUUGGCCCCUGAUAAAAUCAAGAGUACAGAAGCCGUCACCUCUGAAAGCCGUGAGGUCCCAGCAGAACGGGAUGCGCACUGGCAAAACAAGGAUGCCAGGAACACUGAUGGAACAGUUGGAGAACAGGAGCUAGGAGAUCAAGCUUCGCUCCCUGGCCAGGUUGGGGAUAAUCUUGAGUCGUGUCCUCCUGAGACUAGCCCAAGUCAACCUGGGCCACCCUGCGGAAUGUCACCUGAAAUAGAGACACGAGGAACAGUCUCCAGGCCCCAGGAGCUUCCCCAGUCCCCCAGGACCCGACAGCCUGAGCUAGAUGUCUACUGUGUAAAGUGGAUCCCCUGGAAGGGAGAACGGACUCCCAUUAUCACCCAGAGCACCAAUGGCCCUUGCCCUCUUCUUGCUAUCAUGAAUAUCCUCUUUCUGCAGUGGAAGGUGAAGCUUCCCCCCCAGAAGGAAAUGAUCACAUCAGACGAGCUAAUGGCGCAUCUUGGAGACUGCCUCCUGUCCAUCAAGCCCCAAGAGAAGUCAGAGGGACUGCAGCUUAAUUUUCAGCAGAAUGUGAAUGAUGCAAUGACAGUGUUGCCUAAACUGGCCACAGGUCUGGAUGUCAAUGUGCGAUUCACAGGCGUCUCUGACUUUGAGUAUACGCCCGAAUGCAGCAUCUUCGACCUACUAGGCAUACCUCUGUACCAUGGCUGGCUGGUUGAUCCACAGAGUCCUGAGUCUGUGGGUGCUGUUGGGAAACUGAGUUACAACCAGCUAGUAGAGAAGAUUAUCACCUGCAAACAUUCCAGCGACCCCAACCUGGUGACAGAAGGCCUGAUUGCAGAGCAGUUUCUGGAGACCACGGCGGCGCAGCUCACCUACCAUGGCCUGUGUGAACUCACAGCAGCUGCCAAGGAAGGAGAACUUAGCGUCUUUUUCCGAAACAACCACUUCAGCACUCUGACUAAGCACAAGAGUCACUUGUAUCUACUGGUCACUGACCAGGGUUUUCUACAGGAGGAGCAAGUGGUAUGGGAGAGCCUGCACAAUGUGGACGGAGACAGCUGCUUCUGUGACUCUGACUUCCAUCUAAGUCAUUCCCUGGGCCAGGACCCUGGGGCAGAGGGUGGGAGUGGCUCCCCAGCAAAGCAGCUGCAGGUAGACCAGCAGCAGCAACAGCCACAAGGAACAGUGGGUCUUAGCGACUUGGAACUGGCCCAGCAACUUCAGCAGGAAGAAUAUCAACAACAGCCAAUAGUCCAACCUGCACACACACGGGUCGCAUCACCUCAGGGGAGAGGAGCUGCAUCUGGACGCCCAGCCGGAGAACGACGGCAGAGACCAAAGCCCGAGUCAGACUGUGUUCUUCUAUAGCCCCGCCUGAUGCUGGGCAGACCUGCCCCUUCUUUCAGAGGCUGUGACUAGUUAGCUUACUUCCCCACCUCAACCCUUGACACAAGCAGGGUAAUUUAUUUAUGGGCUAGUUGGAGUCAGAGCUGGCCGUAAAUGUCCAGAUCAAACUCCAUACUGUCUUUGCCCUCAAGUGCUGCUGACUUCUCUUCCACCCAGCCAGGGCAACGCUGGGAGGGGUGGGGUGAAGAUUUCUGGUUCCUAAUUCCCUUUCCUAGAAUAGUCAUUGAAUACACAGACUCAGGCACUAACUAGGAUCAGGUCCCUAUCUGGAAUGCAUCUCUCCUCUACUACCCUACCCUGCCUGCCUCAAGGCGCCUUGGCUACCCAGCAGGCUUGUUCCCAUUUGUUUCAGGGUUUAAUUUGGGUUUCUAUCUUUUUUAUUUGUAAUGCCUUCCUAAGGGUUUGCAAAUAAAUUUCUUUCCUGAGA
Messenger RNA from Dipodomys spectabilis (banner-tailed kangaroo rat), 3102 nucleotides. RefSeq names its product MINDY lysine 48 deubiquitinase 1 (gene Mindy1). The record is from RefSeq and is a predicted model, not a curated record. Gene Ontology annotation, cellular component: cell periphery; cytosol. Gene Ontology annotation, molecular function: K48-linked deubiquitinase activity; cysteine-type carboxypeptidase activity; cysteine-type deubiquitinase activity. Gene Ontology annotation, biological process: protein K48-linked deubiquitination. Lineage: Eukaryota; Metazoa; Chordata; Mammalia; Rodentia; Heteromyidae. The transcript has 10 exons. Bases 1257 to 2636 code for a protein of 459 amino acids.